AUGCAACUAACUACUUUAAGCAGCCGUGGAGGGUUUUACCAAAGAAAUGUCACGUGGUACCCAAACCAGCAACAAAUAGGACAACAGGUGUUCUGCUUUAAAGCGGUGGACUCGGCGGGAUUUGGAACUGAACAGCGAUGCGUCACGAUCCUCGUAGGUCAAAGUAACACUCCACGAGUGAUUAUAGGAAGUCGCAGUCCAAGAACUCCAAACAGUACAAGAGGACCAGGUUUUGUCCAGUUGGGCAUCAAGUUUGACCGAGUGUUUAAAACUGUCGAUCAGAUAGUAAAUGAUUUACAUUUUUGUGAGUUAAAAGGACUUCUCUUAUAUCGUCUAUUGUUUUCGCCACAGGUACGUUUUAACUUCCGUCUGGCUUUUCGAAGAUCAUCCCAAUACUGUGACCAGAAUACAAUAAGCCAGGGUAAACUUAUUAGCGUGGGUUCAUGGAAGGCACAGUGUAUAAGCGCUUCCAAUCCACGAUGCAAUUCGUCUGAGAUAACAGUUGGUAGCGCAGACUACUUUUGUACCGACUAUAGUACAAGCGAAGAUUGGACUAUGGGUGGAAAUACAUUCAAUUAUACGUUUCCUUCUACCAGUAAGGAAUGGUCUGUAAGUUUUUCUGGCUGCUGCUGGAUUUCAUUGUCUCGUGGUGGUCGUAAUUGGAGGGUGUCUACAAGCGUCAACCUUGCCAGAAGAUCCGAUAAUGGAAGAAUUAACUCAUCUCCAAUAUCAAGGAGUGCUGCAAUUGUCCGAUUUAGAGAGGGUUGUCCCCAGUCUCUAAGAAUCCCUGUUGAAGACCCGGAUGGUGAUGUCGUUAAGUGUCGUUAUUCAACUUUCUCAGAGUCUCAAUUUAACAAUGACAGUUUUCCUUACGGUGUACUUGAUGAGAAAUCCUGUGUAAUAAAGUACAAAGGUCGGAAAACGACAGUUGGCACUUACGCUGUAGCGAUGACUUUAGAAGAUUUCCCGGCAGGAACUACAGACUUUAGUAACGUCAAACCAUUCAGCGCUGUGGGGCUACAGUUUCUUGUCAUAGUCACUGCUCAUUCUGGUUCUUGUAAUGAUACUCCCGUAUUUACUGGAAACACUCCUCAAGAUGGCGAAUGUUCCGAAGUGCAGGUUGGCUCGGUGUAUACAGCAGUCAUUCAGGCGUCUGCUUCAGACGUCUCAAAGCAGAUUGCCGAGAUAGUCACAUCUUCUCCAGCGGGAAUGCAACUAACUACUUUAAGCAGCCGUGGAGGGUUUUACCAAAGAAAUGUCACGUGGUACCCAAACCAGCAACAAAUAGGACAACAGGUGUUCUGCUUUAAAGCGGUGGACUCGGCGGGAUUUGGAACUGAACAGCGAUGCGUCACGAUCCUCGUAGGUCAAAGUAACACUCCACGAGUGAUUAUAGGAAGUCGCAGUCCAAGAACUCCAAACAGUACAAGAGGACCAGGCUUUGUCCAGCUGGGCAUCAAGUUUGACCGACUGAUAAAGAAGCCACGCACCUCCUCUUACAUCAGGCUUGUCUUGCUGCCCAGUGGACACACAAUGUACAAAGUGGACACACUUUCUCAAUACGUUGAAAUCGGUUCAAAUGACACUAUGCUGUAUUUUGAAAUGCCCAAAGCAGCAUUCAGCAUGAGUGGAUCAUACGCCAUCUCAAUAGAUAAAGGUGCAGUGGUUGGACAAGGCUGCGCGUAUGAUGGACCACCCACACCAGGCAUAGAAUCUCUGAGGGACUGGCAAUUCAUCGUAGACGGUGUUUGUCCAUUUGGGUACUACCUUGGCCCUCCAAAAUUUACCAGCUGCGUUGACAUAAACGAGUGUGAAGCUCCCUCAAGAUCCACUGUUGCUAAGGCCGCUAACCUUUCUGCCUCCCUGGAAAGUCCUCUGGACUUCGAGUUGCAUAUACCAGCGGACUGCGAUUAUACCUGCAUUAACAACCCAGGCAGUUAUAGCUGCGCAUGUCACAGUGGAUAUGAACUGGAUUCUGAUGAAAAGUNCUACUUCCACUCAUGUCACGUGAGCUUAAUGUUUCUUUCCAGCGCCAUCCUCUGA
Orbicella faveolata is the source of this 2043-nucleotide messenger RNA. RefSeq lists its product as uncharacterized. The record is from RefSeq and is a predicted model, not a curated record. Gene Ontology annotation, molecular function: calcium ion binding. NCBI's taxonomy places the organism in Eukaryota, Metazoa, Cnidaria, Anthozoa, Scleractinia, Merulinidae.